UGAAAGCUUUCUCUCAUUGGAGUCAGAUUCUGGCCACCUUGUUAAAACACUAACCAAAAUCUAGUCAAAGUCGCAAACCUAAUUAUUCUUUUUGCUUUCAGUAUUUUCUUAACUCUGGAAGACACCCUCUAUUUAUCCAGUCCAUGAGAUGUGCCCUGUAUUCUGGCUGUGCUUGUCCAGGGGCAGCUGGAAAUGUUGUAUCACAGUCAGAAGAGAGAUCAGGGCCAAAGGGAUAACUCUGGAAUUCACUAUAUUGAAAUCUGGAAGUUAAGCACCACACUAUGAUGCAAUCCAAAGCCUCUGCAGCACGAGUUCGAUCCCGGCCGGCUAGGAAGAAACCCACAUGGCACAGCAGACCUCUCCUGCCUCCUGCCUUACGGUGCACAGGGAGUGCUAACAUGUGGAGGAGACAGAACCAGAAACUGAGCAAACUAAGACUCCCAGAAGGAGCUGAAAGAUAGGUGUUGGGUGGAGCCUGGGACUGCCUGAAGUGAGAGAAACCAGAGUGCAGGAAUCAAAUCAGAAAGGCCAGGAAGUGACCUGAAGGAAGAUCCGCCUCUGCCAGCGGCGCACAAUGAUGACGCAAUUAGCGCGCCAUUUUUCGAGGCUCCUGAGCCCGGGACAACUGCUUGCACGAGGGGACACCCACAGAGAUGUCCUCAGUCCUUCACUUCUAUGUCCGUCCUUCUGGCCAUGAGGGGGCAGCCUCUGGAUGCACUCGAAGAAAGCUGCAAGGAAAACUGCCAGAGCUCCGGGGUGUCAAGACUGAGCUGUGCUACAAUGUGAACUGGACAGCUAAGUCCCUCCCAAGCACUGAGGAAAUGAAGAAGCUGACGUGGCUGUUUGGCUGCCCCUUAUUCCAAGAUGAUGUUGCUCAGAAGUCCUGGCUCCUUCCUGGUUCCAGUGACCUACUGUUGGAGGUUGGGCCCAGGCUGAACUUCUCCACCCCAACAUCCACAAACAUCGUGUCAGUGUGCUGUUCUGCUGGGCUGGGGGCUGUGGAUCGAGUGGAGAUUACCCGGCGCUACCUGCUCUCGUUUGCUCAUCCCCCUUCAUCUGAGAUGGAAGCCAUUGCUCUGGCUACCCUGCAUGACCGGAUGACUGAGCAGCACUUUCCCAAUCCCAUCCAGAGCUUCUCUCUUGGUAGCAUGCCAACACCCCUUAACAGCCACAUCAACAUACUGGCUGAGGGCCGGCUAGCCUUGGAGAAAGCCAACCAGGAGCUGGGUUUGGCCCUAGACUCCUGGGACUUGGAUUUCUAUACCAAGCGCUUCCAGGAACUGCAGCGAAACCCCAGCACCGUGGAAGCCUUUGACUUGGCACAGUCCAAUAGUGAGCACAGCCGACACUGGUUCUUCAAGGGCCGACUCCACGUGGAUGGGCAGGAGCUGGCACACUCACUGUUUGAAACCAUCAUGAGUACCCAGGCAUCCUCCAACCCCAACAACAUCCUCAAGUUCUGUGAUAACAGCAGUGCAAUCCAGGGGAAGAAAGUUCAAUUCCUACGGCCUGAGAACCCUACACGGCCAAGCUGCUUCCGGCAACAGCAGGGGCUGAGACAUGUUGUCUUCACAGCAGAAACCCACAACUUCCCUACAGGUGUAGCCCCCUUCAGCGGUGCGACCACUGGCACUGGGGGUCGGAUCCGAGAUGUCCAGAGUACAGGCCGUGGAGCCCACGUAGUAGCUGGCACUGCUGGCUAUUGCUUUGGAAAUCUGCACAUCCCAGGCUACAGUUUGCCCUGGGAGAACCCAAGCUUUCAGUAUCCUGGGAACUUUGCCAAGCCCCUGGAGGUUGCCAUUGAGGCCAGUAAUGGAGCUUCUGACUAUGGCAACAAGUUUGGGGAACCAGUCCUGGCUGGUUUUGCCCGCUCCUUAGGCCUCCAGCUCCCAGAUGGCCAGCGGCGUGAGUGGAUCAAGCCCAUCAUGUUUAGUGGGGGUAUUGGGUCCAUGGAAGCUGAACAUGUGAGCAAGGAGCUCCCAGAGCCAGGCAUGGAUGUUGUAAAGGUUGGGGGUCCUGUCUACAGGAUUGGAGUUGGUGGUGGAGCUGCUUCAUCUGUGCAGGUGCAAGGAGAUAAUGCUAGUGAUUUGGACUUUGGGGCUGUACAGCGGGGAGACCCAGAGAUGGAACAGAAGAUGAACCGUGUGAUCCGGGCUUGUGUAGAAUCCCCUAAAGAAAACCCCAUCUGCAGUCUUCAUGACCAGGGUGCUGGUGGCAAUGGCAAUGUCCUGAAAGAAUUGAGUGACCCAGCUGGGGCCAUCAUUUACACCAGCCGCUUCCAGCUUGGAGACCCAACUCUGAAUGCCCUGGAAAUAUGGGGGGCUGAAUACCAGGAGUCAAAUGCACUUCUGCUGAGGCCCCUCAACCGGGACUUCCUGAAUCGUGUUAGUGCCCGGGAACGCUGCCCAGUUUGCUUUGUGGGCAACAUCACUGGAGAUAAGAGAAUAGUGUUGGUGGAUGAUCGGGAGUGCCCUGUGGGAAGAAAUGGCCAAGGCGAUGCCCCCUCAGGGCCUCCCCCAACCCCUGUGGACCUGGAGCUGGAUUGGGUGCUGGGCAAGAUGCCUCAGAAGGAGUUUUUCCUCCAGAGGAAUCCUCCUAUGCUGCAGCCUCUGACCUUGCCCCCUGGACUGAGCACGCGCCAAGCUCUAGAGCGGGUUCUGAGGCUACCUGCUGUGGCUAGCAAACGCUACCUCACCAACAAGGUGGACCGCUCCGUGGGUGGCCUGGUGGCACAGCAGCAGUGUGUGGGGCCCCUACAAACCCCUCUGGCAGAUGUGGCAGUUGUGGCACUGAGUCAUCAGGAGCUCGUUGGGGCUGCCACUGCCCUAGGAGAGCAGCCAGUCAAGAGCCUACUGGACCCCAAGGUUGCCGCCCGGCUGGCUGUGGCUGAAGCUCUCACCAACCUGGUGUUUGCCCUCAUCACUGAUCUCCGAGAUGUGAAGUGCAGUGGGAACUGGAUGUGGGCAGCUAAGCUCCCAGGGGAGGGCGCGGCUCUGGCUGAUGCCUGUGAGGCUAUGGUGGCAGUGAUGGAAGCCCUAGGUGUGGCGGUGGAUGGUGGCAAGGACUCCCUCAGCAUGGCUGCCCGGGUUGGCUCUGAGACCGUGCAGGCUCCUGGGUCACUGGUUAUCUCAGCCUAUGCUGUCUGUCCAGACAUUACAGCCACUGUGACCCCAGACCUCAAGCGUCCUAGAGGGAGAGGCCACCUGCUCUACGUGCCUCUGAGCCCUGGACAGCACCGACUGGGAGGCACGGCUCUCGCCCAGUGCUUCUCUCAGCUUGGUGACCAGCCUCCUGAUCUGGACCUUCCUGAGAACUUGGUGCAUGCCUUCAGCAUCACACAGGGGCUACUGAGAGACCGCCUUCUUUGUUCAGGCCAUGAUGUCAGUGAUGGGGGUCUUAUUACCUGCCUGCUAGAGAUGGCCUUUGCUGGGAAUUGUGGGAUAGAGGUGGACGUGCCUGCUCCUGGGGUCGAUGUACUGCCUGUGCUGUUUGCUGAGGAGCCGGGUCUGGUGCUGGAGGUACAAGAGCCAGAUCUGACCCAAGUGCUGAAACGUUACUGGGAUGCUGGCCUCCACUGCCUGGAACUGGGCUGCACGGGUGACGCUGGGCCCCAUGCUAUGGUCCAAGUAUCAGUGAAUGGGUCUAAGGUUCUGGAGGAAUCUGUUGGUCAGCUGCGAGCCCUCUGGGAGGACACAAGUUUCCAGCUGGACCGGCUGCAGGCAGAACCAUUCUGUGUGGCAGAAGAAGAACGGGGACUGAGGGAGCGGAUUGGGCCUAGCUACUACCUGCCAGCCACCUUUCCCAAAGCUUCUGUGCCCCAUGAGCCUGGUGGCCCCACCCCCCGAGUUGCCAUAUUGCGAGAAGAGGGCAGUAAUGGAGACCGGGAGAUGGCUGAUGCAUUCCACAUGGCUGGGUUUGAGGUGUGGGAUGUGACCAUGCAGGAUCUCUGCUGUGGGGCAAUUGGGCUGGACACAUUUUGUGGUGUGGCCUUCGUGGGUGGCUUCAGCUAUGCAGAUGUCCUGGGCUCUGCCAAAGGAUGGGCAGCUGCUGUGACCUUUCAUCCACGGGCCGGGGCUGAGCUGAGGCGCUUCCAGAAGCGACCAGACACCUUCAGCUUGGGCGUGUGUAAUGGCUGUCAACUGCUGGCUUUGCUGGGCUGGGUGGGAGGUGACCCCAAUGAGGAAACAAGGGAAAUGGACCAUGGCCCCUGGCCAACCCAGCCUGGCCUUCUGCUGCGCCACAACCUGUCUGGGCGUUUUGAGUCUCGCUGGACCAGCGUGCGUGUGGGGCCUGGACCAGCCCUGAUGCUACGAGGAAUGGAGGGUGCCGUGCUGCCUGUGUGGAGUGCUCAUGGGGAAGGUUACAUGGCAUUUUCUUCUCCAGAACUCCAAGCCCAGCUUGAGGCCAAGGGCUUGGCCCCACUGCACUGGGCAGAUGAUGACGGGAACCCCACAGAACAGUACCCCCUGAAUCCCAAUGGUUCCCCAGGGGGUGUGGCUGGUGUCUGUUCCCUUGACGGUCGCCACCUGGCUCUCAUGCCUCACCCUGAGCGGGCUGUGAGGCCUUGGCAGUGGGCGUGGCGGCCCCCUCCAUUUGACACUCUGACCACCUCCCCCUGGCUUCAGCUCUUCAUCAAUGCUCGAAACUGGACCCUGGAAGGAGGCUGCUGAGCAGGCUAGGGAGACUCAUCUAGGCCUCUUGGUUUGUGCCAGGGGAUAUCUGCUGUCCUCUCCUUUAUCUUCAGAGGUACCCCCUAUUAUUUCCAAAUGUAUCUUGGACAAACAAGGACAAAAAUGCCCCAAAAAGGACUCAUCUAAUUUUAUUAAUCUUUCCAUUCUUUGCCUUAAGCUGUGGGAUCUGUUUCUAGUUCUGUUCUAACAUGUUUUGGCCUUCAUGAGCCCAAGAAAUAGCAGGUGAUCCUGAGAAAAGAGCCUGCAGGGGUGAGUUGGGCUGUGUGGGGAGGGGCUCCCAUUGCUCCACUUCACUCAACCAUGUCGUGCCUGCGUCACACAUCUGGGCUUGGAGGAAUGUUUUCAAUGAAGCCUUCCUUCCUGAUCAUUGGAGUUCAGGGGUUAGGACUUCGGCAUUCUCUUCUGGAAAACAGAAGUUUCAUGGACUCUUUUUAAAAUAUAGCCUAUGCUAAGCAAUUGUUUGCGGAAGUUUCUCUGAUGGAGUUUUUGGCUGUCUUGGUGCUGGCUUCUAAACUCAAUAGUUCUGACUUUUUUUCCCUCCUAAUUUAGCAGCUCCCUUCCUGAUAGAAGUGGUUCAGCGCCCUCAACUAAGGCUUCACUCAUUCAUUCCAGUAAUGUUUGGUGAUUAGCUAUAGUGUCAACCACUGUCACUGCCCAGGGGGUUAUGGUCUAGUAGAAUUUAUAGUAAUAGUUGUAUGUGGCACCUAAUGCAAGCCAAGCACAUGCCAGUCAGUUUAUAUGUGUCUAUAAAUUAAUUCAAGAGAAUUCAGCAACGUACUUGAUAGUUUUGUUUUUUAUAAGAAAGAAUUAAGGUUAAAUAAAUGGUCUAGGGUCACCCAGCUUGUAAAGGCAGAGCCAGGAAGCUGUGUUCUCAUGCUUCAUCUGCUCCUCACCAUCCUGUGAUCACAUUUCCUGGAAGCAGCAGAAGAGUUCUUACAGCUGGACCAUUGUUCUUUCAGUCACAGGAGUGUGUAUAGAAGACACUUCCUAGGCCUCCCUGGUGGCUCAGGGGGUUAAACACCUCACUCUGAAGCAAUCCACAGCCUCUACAGCAUGAGUUCGAUCCCUGGGGCGGCCAGGGAGAAACCCACAUGGCGAGGCAGACCUCUCCUGUCUUGCCCGCUGCUCCCCUCAGCAGUGUGUUUAGGUCAGUCUGCCUGUUCUGUUCCCCACUCUGUCUCUUGUGAGUUCUCUCACCCCCCACACCUCUGGCCUAUACCCCAGUUCUUGUAUGCAUAAAUAAA
Messenger RNA from Talpa occidentalis (Iberian mole), 5935 nucleotides. It is a transcript of the gene PFAS, whose product is annotated as phosphoribosylformylglycinamidine synthase. The record is from RefSeq and is a predicted model, not a curated record. Gene Ontology annotation, biological process: 'de novo' IMP biosynthetic process. Lineage: Eukaryota; Metazoa; Chordata; Mammalia; Eulipotyphla; Talpidae. The transcript is spliced from 29 exons. Bases 654 to 4670 code for a protein of 1338 amino acids. Gene Ontology annotation, molecular function: phosphoribosylformylglycinamidine synthase activity.